Vitis riparia (riverbank grape) is the source of this 758-nucleotide messenger RNA. RefSeq names its product putidaredoxin. The coding region runs from base 80 to 571 and encodes 163 amino acids. The record is from RefSeq and is a predicted model, not a curated record. Gene Ontology annotation, biological process: P450-containing electron transport chain. The transcript has a single exon. Gene Ontology annotation, molecular function: 2 iron, 2 sulfur cluster binding. NCBI's taxonomy places the organism in Eukaryota, Viridiplantae, Streptophyta, Magnoliopsida, Vitales, Vitaceae. Gene Ontology annotation, cellular component: mitochondrion.
CGGAAAGUAGUUUUCUUGCCGUUUCCCUCAUUCCAAACAUAAGAAGAGAGAAAGAGAGAAGGAAAACCCACAAUCAACAAUGGCGAUGGUCGGCACGAAGAGGCUGUUAUCAUCCCAAAUCCACCGCAUUUCCUCCCUCCCCCUUCUCUCGAGAGCCACAAUCUCCAAAUCAUCUUCGUCUUUGUCUUCAUCUUCAUCAUCCUCCAAGAAAGUCGCCGAUCGAAUCGUGAAGUUCUCAGCCAUCGAUCACGAAGGGAAGAAGCGCGAGGUCUUGGGCCUCUCGGGCCAGACUCUGCUCAGAGCCCUUUGCAACAGCGGCCUCAUCGACCCUGAAUCGCACCGCCUGGAUGAUAUCGAGGCCUGCGGCGCCGAGUGCGAGAUCAACAUCGCCCAGGAGUGGCUCGAGAGGCUGCCUCCGCGGACGCACGACGAGCAGUUUAUUCUGAAGAGAAGUUCUAGGUCUAGGGUUUUGAACAAGCACUCCAGGUUGGGGUGUCAGGUGUUGCUCACCCAGGACAUGGAUGGAAUGGUUGUUGCUGUGCCGGAGCCCAGGCCCUGGGAUACUGCGUAAUUGGCUGUGAUUUCCCGGAAUUUGGUGGUUGAGAAGUCAGUUGCUCUAACCACUAGUGGUUAUGUUUCGUUUUUUGGUUCAAUAAUGUGCUCUAAACAUUGGGUUCUUGUUGCCUUAUUCAAAAUCUCGUAUUUGGAUAUGUAUUGUUCGGAUUUUUAAUGGGUAUUUUCCGAUUCAGUUUCGUAUA